AUGCCUUCCAUCCCCGAAGAGCCUCUCCUCGCCCCCAAUCCUGACCGCUUUUGCAUGUUCCCGAUCCAAUACCCUCAGAUCUGGGAGAUGUACAAGAAGGCCGAGGCCUCCUUCUGGACGGCCGAGGAGGUCGACCUCUCCGGCGACCUCCGCCACUGGUCCACUCUCACCGACGGAGAGCGCCACUUCGUCAAGCACGUGCUCGCCUUCUUCGCCGCCUCCGACGGCAUCGUCCUCGAGAACCUCGCCGGACGUUUCAUGAAGGAGGUCCAGGUCUCUGAGGCCCGCGCCUUCUACGGCUUCCAGAUCGCCAUCGAGAACAUCCACUCCGAGAUGUACAGCCUCCUCCUUGAGUCCUACAUCAAGGACCCCGCCGAGAAAAGCAUGCUCUUCCGCGCCGUCGAGACUAUCCCUUGCGUCGAGAAAAAGGCUAAGUGGGCCAUGCGCUGGAUCGAUGGCUCUGAGUCGUUUGCCGAGCGGCUGCUUGCCUUCGCUUGCGUUGAAGGUAUAUUCUUCUCUGGAAGCUUCUGUGCAAUAUUUUGGCUGAAAAAGCGUGGGUUGAUGCCGGGGUUGACUUUCUCGAACGAGUUGAUCUCGCGAGACGAGGGUCUUCACUGUGAUUUUGCUUGCCUGCUGUAUGGGUUGUUGAAGAUGAAGCUGAGCGAGGAGAGGGUGAAGGGGAUAGUGGCGGACGCCGUGGCGAUUGAGAGGGAGUUUGUGUGUGACGCGCUGCCAUGUGCGUUGGUUGGGAUGAAUGGGGAGCUGAUGAGUCAGUACAUUGAGUUUGUGGCUGAUAGGUUGCUGGGUGCGCUUGGUUAUGGGAAAUUGUAUGGUGUGGCGAACCCUUUUGAUUGGAUGGAGUUGAUUAGUCUGCAGGGGAAGACCAAUUUCUUCGAAAAGAGGGUUGGGGAAUAUCAGAAGGCUUCUGUUAUGUCAAGCUUGAACGGAGAUGGUGGGGCCCACGUAUUCAAGUUGGAUGAGGAUUUCUGA
This is a messenger RNA of Striga asiatica, 990 nucleotides long. NCBI's taxonomy places the organism in Eukaryota, Viridiplantae, Streptophyta, Magnoliopsida, Lamiales, Orobanchaceae. The record is from the annotation of a GenBank genome assembly.